CACCACCAUGAGGACCUGCCUGCGGAGACCCAGUCGUCUGGACCAAGCUGUCCAAUGGCUCUUGCUUUUGGCCGUGUUGAUCUCCUUAUUCUUUGUCCUGCCCUCCUUCGUUAAGGAACCCGAUACGAAACCUUUCAGUGAGUCUGUGAUACGGGACUUGGAAGAAGAAUGAGAGCAGACACAAGGGAGCUGCCUGGGACAAGAGUGACCACGAUGAGCCAGGGAGGCCCAGGACAUCAGGGAAAAAGAGCAGGAGUUAAGGACACCUGGAAAUCCAUUAGGAUGAUGGCUAGGUCACCAGAGAGGAUGAUUCUUUCUCCCAAGGCUCCCAGGAAUCGCCCCCCAAAACCUGUGAGCACAGAGACCCCCACCUCAAAGUCCAAUUACAGAACCGCGCUGAGCGGAGGACCCGCGCUUUUCUCAGAACACCUGACGCUAAUUUGCAUAAAUUAAGUGAUACUUUUGACGGCCUCGCACAAAAGAAGAGAAUGAAAAGAAAGUGAACGUAACCCUUGGAGUCAAAACCCUUGAGUGCCCCAAGCCAGACCAGGCACCCUGAAUGUAUCUUCUCCCACCGCUAGACCAAGCACCGUGCAGUGGAAUUCAGCUUAUGGGCCCCCACCCCCUUGCUUCGGCACCCUCCCCACCCCGCUCUCCCCCCUGAAAUUCUUCAGUAGCUCCUCCCGGACAAGAAGACCAACGAUGAAGUCCAAACUCCUUAGUCGGACCUACAAUGCAGAUAAUAAUCCGGUUCUGUCUACCCACUUGGGAUCAUCUCCUGCCCAGGCACAGACCCUUCCCUCGUGCCCACCAAGCUCACGUGCCCCCCGCCCGGGGUGAGACAUGUUCUGUACCGAAAUCGCACAAAUGUGUCUUCACUAGGGUUCCCCUUGCAGGUGGCUGGGAAACACACCUCGCAUCCGGGAUGUCCGGCAUCUAACGUGAGAUGGGGGCUCUUGACGAGUGAACACUUGCUGAGUACCGAGAUUUUUUCCCAACAAUGCCAACAGGCAAGCUUGUUGUUAGGCAGGGGUUGAAGUAAAUAUUUCAGGCCAAUCUUUCGAUCAAGGAUGGCAGCUAUAGUCUUGACAUGAAUGUAUAUUUUCCUACUCCCUUAUGAACGAGGUUACCUUUGUUACCUACCCUUCAUUAAAAAAAAAAAAAAAAAAAAAAAGAUGGGGCGCCUGGGUGGCUCAGUCGGUUGAGCGUCCGACUUCGGCUCAGGUCAUGAUCUCGCGGUUCGUGGGUUCGAGCCCCGCGUCGGGCUCUGUACUGACAGCUCAGAGCCUGGAGCCUGUUUCCAAUUCUGUGUCUCCCUCUCUCUCUGACCUUCCCCCGUUCAUGCUCUGUCUCUCUCUGUCUCAAAAAUGAAUAAAUGUUAAAAAAAUUUUUUUUUUAAAAAGUAAAAUUUAAAAAAAGAAAAAGAGAAAAGGUCAACAGCAUCCUACAGAUAUUAGUAACAGGGCGGAGUCCCAGUCAUCCCAGAGCCAGCGCAGAGAGGGCGCUGUCCAAGGUCAGCCUUGUCAGCGGCACUCCUGACGCCAGUUCCCAUAACAAACUCCAAGCCGCCACCGCCCGCUAUUUAGAGGUCACGGGUAAGUUUCCAGACCCAACGCCAACAGCUUAAUUUGGGGCAUAGGUGGCGAUACUCAUGUCUCGCGGAAACCGGUCUGAAGUCUACCCGAGGCACAAAAAGAAAUACCAUUUAUGCUUCAACCUGUUGAUACGAUCCUGGACCUUAAUCAAAGGGCACAUCCGUCCCUAGGCGUCAGCACAUGGAUGACGAGGAGAGAUCUUCAGGGUCGCCACACAAGUCUGCACGGCAGGCUCCCCCACGGGAAGGAAGGACAGCGGCUCCUGCAUCAUCGUCCGUGCGAGGGAACAGCGUGCAGGUGCCCCCGGCCCAGGCCACAGCCCACCCUGACAAGGGGGACAUCAGAGAAGAGACCGGUGGGGCCACCUCGACUGGGCCGGCCCCACCGAGGGGUCGAAAGAGGAAGGACACCGUGCUGGACACGCGGCCCCCGAGGUCAUGGGAUGGGGGAGUGGCCUCAGAGGCACUGUCACUGAGGAGUCAGGACGCGAGGACAACCAAAGGAAGGCAGGACCAGAAUGGGGAGCCCACGGCCACCAGGAUGGUGCCCUCGAAGCCUCGGGCCAAAGCGGCCACCACGGCAAGGACACCUGUGCCAGAAAGCCAGGCUGAGGCGCUGACCACCCCGGGAGCAGGGCCAAUGAAAGGAGUGGCCUCGGCCGUGAUGUCCCGCCGGGAGACACCCCGGGCCAAGCCACCCUCCACCCCUCGCCAGGCCCGCACCACACAGAGAAGCCGAAGUCUGCGGGCUGCCAACUUCAAGUCUGAGCCCCGGUGGGAUUUCGAGGAACAAUACAGCUUUGACGUGGGGGCCCUACAGACGACCUGCCCCGACUCAGUGAAGGUCAAGGCCUCCAAGUCACCCUGGCUGCGGACACUCUUUCUGGCCAACCUCACCCUCUUCCUGGACUCCAGCCACUUCAACCAGAGUGAGUGGGACCGUCUGGAGCACUUUGCACCACCGUUUGGGUUCAUGGAGCUCAACUAUUCGUUGGUGCAGAAGGUCGUGACCCGCUUCCCUCCGGUGCCCCAGCAACAGCUGCUCCUGGCCGGUCUCCCCGCCGGGAGUUCCCAGUGCAUCACGUGCGCCGUGGUGGGCAACGGGGGCAUCUUGAACAACUCUCACGUGGGCCAGGAGAUAGACAGCCAUGAUCACGUCUUCCGACUGAGUGGAGCGGUCACUAAGGGCUACGAACAGGAUGUGGGCACCCGGACGUCGUUUUACGGCUUCACUGCCUUCUCCCUGACCCAGUCGCUUAUGGCCUUGGACGGUCAGGGUUUCCGGCACGUGCCUCUGGGGAAGGACGUCCGCUACCUGCACUUCCUGGAAGGCACCCGAGACUAUGAGUGGCUGGAGGCGAUGUUUCUCAAUCAGAGCCUGGUGAAGACUAGCCUUUCCUGGUUCAGGCACAGGCCCCAGGUGGCUUUCCAGGGAGACCCGCCAUGGGACAGAUACCUGCUGCUGCACCCCGACUCGCUGCGGUACAUGAAAAACAGGUUCCUGAGGUCCAAGACCCUGGACACUGUGCACUGGAGAAUCUACCGCCCCACGACCGGCGCCCUCCUCCUGCUCACAGCCCUUCAGCUCUGUGACCAGGUGAGUGCCUAUGGCUUCAUCACCGUGGGCCACGAGCAAUUCUCUGAUCACUACUACGAUAAGUCCUGGAAAAAAACAGUCUUUUACAUCAACCACGACUUCCAGUUAGAGAGAACGCUCUGGAAGCGGCUGCACGAUGAAGGUAUAAUCCGGCUGUACCAGCGUUCCGUAACUUCCAAACCAAAGAUGUGACUGGAGCCUGGACAGCAGCGGUCUCCUCGGCCUUUCCGGGGCACGGGGCAGGGUGGGGGGUGUUGAGGCCUUCCGCCAUUUUCCCAGGGCUCAGUUUGGGCUCCAAGCCCCUCCAGACACCCCCGGGGACCACUGAGGAGAGACUCCCAAGAUGGCAAAGGACUGAGGUUUUGGAGACCUCGGAACAUCGCUACGGGUUCCGUUCAAAGGGAGGAGGACUCCGGUCUGGAGACCAAGGAAUUUGAACGAAAUGGCGUGAUGACUGGUCAAUACCACAGAUCCCUGCUGAAAUGCACCCUUCACUGUCCAGAAGAUGCUUGACACGAGGGGAAGAAGCCUGAACCUACGGACGCACGUCGAGAUGGCCUUUUUUGGUGUUUUGCCUGAGUAGGCUUUACACCCAAUGGGCGAGGAGCCCAUUGAGGGGCUUGAACUCAUGACCCUGAGAUCAAGACAUUCGCUGAGAUCGGGGCGCCCGGGUGGCUCAGUCGGUUGAGCGUCCGACUUUGGCUCAGGUCAUGAUCUCACACUCUGUGAGUUCGAGCCCCACGUCGGGCUUUGUGCUGACAGCUCAGAGCCUGGAGCCUGCUUCGGAUUCUGUGUCUCCCUCUGUGCACCUCCCCCGCUCAUGCUCUGUCUCUCUCUCAAAAAUACAUAAAAAUGAAGGAAAAAAAAAAAAAGAGGUUAGAGUGGGAGAGAGAGCCGAAGCAUAAGAGACUCUUAAAAACUGAGAACAAAGUGAGGGUUGAU
Acinonyx jubatus (cheetah) is the source of this 4133-nucleotide messenger RNA. It is a transcript of the gene ST6GALNAC1, whose product is annotated as ST6 N-acetylgalactosaminide alpha-2,6-sialyltransferase 1. NCBI's taxonomy places the organism in Eukaryota, Metazoa, Chordata, Mammalia, Carnivora, Felidae. The transcript is spliced from 9 exons. The coding region runs from base 1776 to 3383 and encodes 535 amino acids. The record is from RefSeq and is a predicted model, not a curated record. Gene Ontology annotation, molecular function: alpha-N-acetylgalactosaminide alpha-2,6-sialyltransferase activity.